AUGAAGCCUCUACGAAAAGCACACAGCACAAGCCUCUCUUGUUCUUGCACGUCUUGCGCACACAACAGUGGAUCUGAUCGCACUUCUUUACAACGAUUUGUCUUAAAUGGCUCUAAAAUUGACCGCCUGUACUAUGGAAAGUACAUACCCCUGAGAGAAAAGAAACUGUUGGACAAACUAGUCCGAACAAGGGCGGUAUACGACGAUAUCAGAGCCCAACUUGUCUCGGAUAGCACGUCAAGUUUGCAGAAAAAUGCGAAGUUCUCACCUGUUAAUGAAGACAAUGAUAAAAGCAGCGCCAUUUUAGAAAUAGUUAAUUUGGUCGACAAAGGCGCGGCGUUGGAUUCGGUGAAGUUAAGCGAUUGUUGUAGCUGUUGCAGUUGUUCCUCAAACUUGCAACAACGAGCAAACGCACACACAUAA
This is a messenger RNA of Leptosia nina, 423 nucleotides long. The record is from the annotation of a GenBank genome assembly. NCBI's taxonomy places the organism in Eukaryota, Metazoa, Arthropoda, Insecta, Lepidoptera, Pieridae.